AUGGCGACCAUGCCGUUCGUCAGCGACGGAAAGUGUGUGAGCGUGGAGUGGGACUUCCUACAGGGACUACUGGCCAAACCCCCCACCCUGCCCUGGUGAGAAACAUACAAAUACACAUACACACACACAAUAGCAUUGCAUAGCGAGUGCUAACACACACAAACACUUACUCAUAUUCUAUACCAUCACAUCCACACAGCCUCUCACACACCCUGUACUGUAUAGUAAAAUGGUUAUUGCUCUGUAGCCUUGGCUGUCAUGGCUGUUAAUCUCUUUCCCUUAGUGGGAGAUUACGUACAUUUGGCUGGAAUUAUUAAUGGACGGUCAUUUAUAGGCGGAUAUAAAAAUUAAGCAGAAUCAAUGGGUGAGUAUUGAUUGUCCUCUCUGGUGAGUUGAGCUCGUAUAAUAAUGAGACGUUGUGGAGGACAGAGCUUUUCUAAACACAGCUGUUUAUACACCCUGGAGAACACAGACCGGCCGGGGAAACACGGAUGUGUUGGCUGAUUAGGACAAAUACCCCACACUUGCAUGCAAAAACACACAAACAUUCACACACACACGCAUGGAAAGAUAUGUACACACACAUUUUAUUUUCUCUAUUUCUCCCUCUCUAUUGCUCUCUCUCUCACACACACACAAACACACACACACACACACCCUCCCUCCCGUGGCAGGCAGUCUGCAGGCCCGGAAUGAGAAUUGAUGUCACAGACACGGGGGACAAAUGCUGUUUCUUUAUUCUACCACAGACACAAACUGUGGAGUCGCCGUGACAACAUAAUUCUACCACUCAGGUCCCAUUGAGGGGAGUCGAUACCCAAUCAGAGAGACAGGCUACCUGGGCCCUGGGCCCCCUCUGCCACACGGCCCCUCCCCCUUUCCAUUGAUCCCUCAAUCACUGCUGCAGCCCAGCACCCGCCAGCCAGUCACAUGGCUUUGUGUGAGACAGCGAGGGAGAGAGAGUGUGGAUGCGAGUGUGUGUGUUUGUGCGUGUGUGUGUGUGUGUGUGUGUGUUUGAAGCAGAGGCACUAGCUGUGCUGUGUAAUAGCAAUGUGUACCAGUGGGACAGGGGAAUAGACCCUGGUAGAUAGAGCACUUUCUGUCUGUAAUUACACAGACAGACAAUCUGCUGGAGGCGGAUUAGAACUGAGAUUGCAGGUGUCAUUAUCUACCUUUUAAAGGACUGUUCCCGGUCAUCAUCAGCAUAUGUGACCAAGCCACAGGUGGUCAUUCUGCGGUUAGUUAGGAUUCCUUAUCAUUCCAGUUUUGGCAUGAACCACACCCCCUCUUCACUUAGAAUUCUCCUCUACCUUCUCUUUACUAUCUCUCCCCUCUCCCCCGGACCUUUCCUCUCCUUUUCCAGUUUGCAGAACCUGCGGAAGGAGAAGUCUCGUAAUGCAGCUCGUUCCCGUCGCGGUAAGGAGAACUUUGAGUUCUUUGAGUUGGCUAAGAUGCUCCCUCUCCCCGGAGCCAUCACCAGCCAGCUGGACAAGGCCUCGGUCAUCCGCCUCACCAUCAGCUACCUGCACAUGCGCACCUUCGCCAGCCAGGGAGACCCGCCAUGGUGCCCCCUGCUGGAAGGAGAGAACCACUACAGCAAAGGUGAGCCCUCACCCUUACCCUACCCAUGAUCUUAACCUGAAAUGACUCGAAAAAACUCAGUCGCCAAUGCUGCAACAAAAGCAUUUGACACAUUUUACUGUAGGUGUAUCAGCAUUGUAACAGCACUAUAAUAUUCUAUGUAGUCCUUCUCUUACCCAAUGCACCGCACAGACACACAUCUCACAGAGAUUGAGACACAGAGAUUGAGACACAGAGAGUGAGACAGAGAGAGACAGAGAGAGAGACAGAGAGAGAGACAUAGAUAAUGAGACACAGAGAGUGAGACACAGAGAGUUAGACAGGGAGAGUGAGACACAGAGAGUGAGACAGUGUGAGAUACAGAGAGAGAGAUGCAGAGAGUGAGACAGAGAGAGACAGAGAGAGACACAAAGUGACAGAGAGAGAGACAGAGAGAGAGACAGAGAGAGACACAGAGAGAGAGACACAGAGAGUGAGACACAGAGAGAGAGACACAGAGAGUGAGACACAGAGUGAGACACAGAGAGAGACAGAGAGAGAGACACAGAGAGUGAGACACAGAGAGAGAGACGCAGAGAGUGAGACAGAGAGAGACAGAGAGAGAAACACAAAGUGACAGAGAGAGAGACAGAGAGAGACACAGAGAGUGAGACCCAGAGAGUGAGACACAGAGAGUGAGACACAGAGAGAGAGACAGAGAGAGAGACACAGAGAGUGAGACACAGAGAGAGAGACAGAGAGAGAGAGACACAGAGUGAGACACAGAGAGAGAGAGAGAGACAGAGAGAGACAGAGAGAGCGACACAGAGAAUGAGACACAGAAAGUGAGACACAGAGAGAGAGACACAGAGAGAGAGACACAGAGAGAGGCAGAGGGAGAGAGAGAGAGAGAGAGAGAGAGAGAGAGAGAGAGAGAGAGAGAGAGAGAGAGAGAGAGACAGACAGACAGACAGACAGACAGAGAUACACAAAGACACAAAGACAGAGAGAGGAUACAUAAAGGAAGGAGGAGCCUAUUGGUGCGAUUUGUAAUUACAAAAAUUAGCUAUAUAACGAGGAGAGUGUGAUUAUGAGGGUUGUCUAAUUGCUACUAUUACUGAGGGGAAACAACUCAGCUACAAUUAGGUGUGUGUGUGUGUGGGUGUGUGUGUGUGUGCACGUUUUAUAAGAGCACCUGUGAGGAGUGCAUGUGUAUGUGCGUGGUAGUGUCAAUGGUUGCAGAAGUGUCUGUGUGGGUGCAUUAUCCUUUUUUGCACCAGUGUGUGUCUCCCCGUUACUCUCAGCAAGUCCUCCUGAAAUGGGACAAACCCAUGAUAUCUCAUUGAUAUUGUAUUGAGAUAUGAACAUAGAUAUUAUGUACCUUACAAACAAUGGGACUCUAGGUCUCAUAUGCCCAUAUAUUUCGCUUAUUUUACAAGAAAGUCCUUGAAUGACUCAUAGAGUUACUGUAUACGAUCAUACUCUUACCAUUGUUUGGUAAAUAUGUUUUCGAGGAUCUGGCGUUGGAAGAGGCCUGGUGAAAGGAAGAUAUGGAUAUCUCAUUGAAAAGCACAUCUAUCUAUUCAAUGCUUCGAUCAGUCGUCAAUCGAUGUUCAUGUCAAUCGAUGUUCAUUUGACCAUUGAUCGAUUUCUAAUGUCUGAAAUCUAUACUGAAGUUCCCUCUGGAAAGAAAUAAGUAAUUAUAUUCUAUACAUUAGCCUUCAGAAAACAUGAAAGUAUGACGCACGCACAUGUUGGGCAUGAUGCUGGUAUGGAGGUCAGUUCGACACAGAGGUCAUCCACCGGUACCCGAAUACCCGAGACCCGACCUGGGACCCAGAAUUCGAAAUAAUGUCACAGGUCUGGGUCGGAUCUGAUAUGAUUGUCACUUAUUCCGUACACUGCCAUUGGAUGUAACGAGGAGAGAGAGAGAGAGAGAGAGAGAUGAAGGAGAAGAGAGGAGGGAGAGAGGAGAGAGAGAGGAGUGGAGGAGAGAAGAGAUCGGAGGCCGAGAAGAGAGAGAGGAGGAGAGAGAGAGACUGUAUAUUUUAUCAAUUAAAUGAAAAAAUAUCAAUGAAAUAUUAAAUAUACAGACCACAAAUUCCAAUUGGCUAUACUUAAACUCUUUAACAUCAUCCUUAGCUCUGACAUCUUCCCCAAUAUAAGGACUGAUCACCCCAAUCCACAAAAGUGGAGACUAAUUUGACCCCAAUAACUACCAUGGGAUAUGCGUCAACAGCAACCUUGCGAAAAUCCUCUGCAUUAUCAUUAACAGCAGACUAGUUCAUUUCCUCAGUGAAAACAAUGUACUGAGCAAAUGUCAAAUUGGCUUUUUACCAAAUGACCGUACGACAGACCACAUAUUCACCCUUUACACCCUAAGUGACAAACAAACAAACCAAAACAAAGGCAAUGUCUUCUCUUGCUUUGUUGAUUUCAAAAAAGCUUUUGACUCAAUUUGGCAUGAUGGUCUGCUAUACAAAUUGAUGGAAAGUGGAUUGGGGGAAAAACAUAUGACAUUAUAAAAUCCAUGUACACAAACAACAAGUGUGCGGUUAAAAUUGGCAAAAAACACACACAUUUCUUUCCACAGGGCUGUGGGGUGAGACAGGGAUGCAGUUUAAGCCCCACCCUCUUCAACAUAUAUAUCAACGAAUUGGUGAGGGCACUAGAACAGUCUGCAGCACCCGGCCUCACCCUACUAGAAUCUGAAGUCAAAUUUGUACUGUUUGCUGAUGAUCUGGUGCUUCUGUCACCAACCAAGGAGGGCCUACAGCAGCACAUAGAUCUUCUGCACAGAUUAUGUCAGACCUGGGCCAAAAAAGGUCCAGUUGCCAGGACCACAAAUACAAAUUCCAUCUAGACACCGUUGCCCUAGAGCAUACAAAAAAUGAUACAUACCUCGGCCUAAACAUCAGCGCCACAGGUAACUUCCACAAAGCUGUGAACGAUCUGAGAGACAAGGCAAGAAGGGCCUUCUAUGCCGUCAAAAGGAACAUAAAAUUUGACAUACCUGGCUAAAAAUACUUGAAUCAGUUAUAGAACCCAUUGCUCUUUAUGGAUGUAAGGUAUGGGGUCCGCUCACCAACCAAGAAUUCACAAAAUGGGACAAACACCAAGUUGAGACUCUGCAUGCAGAAUUCUGCAAAAAUAUCCUCCUUGUACAACGAAAAACCCCCAAAUAAUGCAUGCUGAGCAGAAUUAGGCCAAUACCCGCUAAUGAUCAAAAUCCAGAAAAGAGCCGUUAAAUUCUAUAACCACUUAAAUGGAAGCGAUUCCCAAACCUUCCAUAACAAAGCCAUCACCUACAGAGAGAUGAACUUGGAGAAGAGUCCCCUAAGCAAGCUGGUCCUGGGGCUCUGUUCACAAACACAAACAGACCCCACAGAGCCCCAGGACAACAACACAAGUAGACCCAACCAAAUCAUGAGAAAACAAAAAGAGAAUUACUUGACACAUUGGAAAGAAUUAACAAAAAAACUGAGCAAACUUGAAUGCUAUUUGGCCCUAAACAGAGAGUACACAGUGGCAGAAUACCUGACCACUGUGACUGACCCAAACUUAAGGAAAGCUUUGACUAUGUACAGACUCAGUGAGCAUAGCCUUGCUAUUGAGGAAGGCCGCCGUAGGCAGACCUGGCUCUCAAGAGAAGACAGGCUAUGUGCACACUGCCCACAAAAUGAGGUGGAAACUGAGCUGCACUUCCUAACCUCCUGCCAAAUGUAUGACCAUAUUAGAGACACAUAUUUCCCUCAGAUUACACAGCUCCACAAAGAAUUAGAAAACAAACCCAAUUUUGAUAAACUCCCUUAUCUACUGGGUGAAAUACCACAGUGUGCCAUCAUAGCAGCAAUAUUUGUGACCUGUUGCCACAAGAAAAGGGCAACCAGUGUUUAUUUAUUUUCCCAUUUUGUCACGAUCGUCGUAAUGAGUGGACCAAGGCGCAGCGUGAAAUGCGUACAUCUUUUAUUGAGUACUAUUAACAAAAACAAAACAACAAAACGAAACGUGAAGUCCUCGGUCAUAAACACAAACCUACACGGAACAAGAUCCCACAAAAGACAAGUGCACAACAGGCUGCCUAAGUAUGGUUCCCAAUCAGAGACAACGAGCCACAGCUGUCUCUAAUUGGGAACCACCCCGGCCAACAUAGAAACACAUAAACUAGAACAAGAACAUAGAAAACGAAACAUAGAACCUAACACCCAGAAACUAACACAUAGAAACUAACACCCUGGCUCAACAUAUAAAAGUCCCCAGAGCCAGGGCGUGACACAUUUGUACUUUAACUAUUUGCACAUUGUUACAACACUGUAUAUAGACAUAAUAUGACAUUUGAAAUGUCUUUAUUCUUUUGGAACUUCUGAGUGUAAUGUUUACUGUUAAUAUUUAUUGUUUAUUUCACUUUUGUUUACUAUCUACUUCACUUGCUUUGGCAAUGUUAACAUACGUUUCCCAUGCCAAUAAUUAGUAUAGCUAGCUAACAUUAGCUAGCUUAACUAGCUACUCCCGGUUUGAUGCAGUCAAGAUAGGUACUAUGUAAUCAUAUUUGAUGAUAAAUAACCUAGCUAUGGCAGCUAUUAGUCUACUAUAGCGCGAGGCGGCUUGGUUGGUUGCUGUCUCUUGUCUCUCUCUCCCUCCUCCCUGCUCCCUGUGUCACUUGCUCACAGUACGGCCCCUCCCCCGCCUGCUAGAGUGGCAACUCUCUCUUCCUCCUCUCGCACUUUAUCAGCUCCGGUUAAUAAAUUAGCUUAAACAUUUUAUUUUCUGCUGCUUCCCUCACUUGGAUCGAACCAGGUCUGGAUCCGACCAGGUCUAUACGGAACUGGUCUAGUUGUCCUCGGGUCCAUUCGAAACGGGUCUCUAUAUUUUAAGAUUUAAUUAAUGCAUAUCAGGUCCAGGUGGGAAAUCCCCAGGUCCAUUUCGUAAAGUGUCCAAAAACCUCUAAACCCCAACCCUGCUUUUGCAUCAUGGUACUUGUAGUUAGACUUUGAAGCACCUGAAGUGUGAUGCAUGGCUGUAAUUCCACUGGAGGAAUGUGGUGUGAAGUCCAGCCGGAAUUCUGAGGGGGACGCUUGUGGCGGCAUUCCUCCUUCUCUUCUCUUCCUCCCGGGGUUUAGGCGGUGGGGGUUGGGGUGGGUGAGGGCCACGGGGAGAGGGAGAGAGAGAUUGGGGGGGGGGGGGGGGGGGUAGUGUGGUUUUUGUCUGCUUCCCACGUUUCAAAGCCAGUCUUGAAAAAUGAAUAGACAGAGGAAAAUCAAUUGCAUGACCUUCACACAGCGAGAGAGAGGGAAGAGAGAGAGAGAGAGGAGAGAGAGAGAUAAGAGAGAGAGAGAGAGAGAGAGAGUAGAGAGAGAGAAGGAGAGAAGAGAGAGAGAGAGAAGAGAGAGAGAGAGAGAGAGAGAGAGAGAGAUGAUAUGAUAGAGAGAGAGAUAGAGAGAUAGAGAGCGAGAGAGAGAGCGAAGAGAGAGAGAGAGAGAGAUGGAGGGGUGGUGGAAGAGGAAACAAAGGAGUGGUAGAAAGGGAGAUUACCAGCGGAGGAAAAGUAAAUGUCUCAAAGAUAUGUAGUGAUGUUUUUUCAACCAUUAUGUGUGUGUGUGGUGGGGGUUGGGUCUACAGUAGAGUACAUUAGUCCUGAACCUUCAAUUUAAUGUAUUAUUCAAGACUACUGUAUAUGCACAGGUGAUAUGAGUUUUUGAGAGAAUCUCUCUUUCAGAUAGGACUUCUACCCUGUAGAAAUGCAAAAUAUUAACCUGUCUAUUUUCAGAAGCGUCUCAGUAUUUUGCAGUUUUACAAUAUUGUAGAGAUUUCGUCUAAUGACAGAACACACUGACACAAGCCUCUAAGAUCUUCUAAAGACACCAGAAGAGAAACCAGAUACCAAUUUAACCAUUUUUUCUGUCACUGUUUGUGAGGUCUCUCGCUCUCUCUAGCUGUCUCUUGACUUUGACUUUCAGUCUGCCUCUCAUUUCUCUGCCUCUCUCUGUCUGUCUCUGUCAUCUCUCUCUCUCCCUCUCUGUCUUACCGUCUCCUCAUCACCUCUCCUCCGUCGCUCUCCCUCACUUUCUCCAUGUCUGCCUCUCCCCUAAUUCUCAGCGUUUAAAGUGGCGAUGGCUUUUAAGGGAAGUUAAUUGCACUCAAAUUAUGUUCGACCGCGGAAGAAAUGAAGGAGCGACAGAGAAAGAGAAACCGGGAGAGAGAGGGAGGGAGCGAGAGAGGGAUUGCAGAGUGAGAGGAUAAUUGCGGUGGAGAAGGACGUUGCGAUUAUGGUUGCUCUUUCUCUCCUGUCUGUCGUCUCAAACCCUGUCUGUUCCUACAUGGGGUAACAGACACACACUCACAUACGCACACAUACUCUCUUGGAUAACCAUCAAAAUUGGACCUCAGUAAACAAGUUGCUAGGUGAUGAGGUUCACGUAUGAAAAGACAACUAGCAAUAAGCAAACUUGAGUCAAAAAGAGAAAGAGAAAAAGAAAGAGACCACCAUGUGUGUGUAGUGUAUGUUAUCGGCCCACUUGAUAAAGAUGAGCAAAAAAGACUGCAUGAAAUAGAUAAUACAAAUACUGUGCUAAAUUGUAUGCUUAAAAAAAUGGAAAAUUAUAUUAUUUUAAACAAUUGCUCAGAGAAAUAGAUUUUGUUUAACAAGUCAUCUUUUUUUCUCAAAAAUAUAGGGGUCAAAAUUAUUGCUACCCCUGUUUUCAAUAACUUUCACUGAGCCAUUCUCUGAAAUGUUUUACGAGAUUGGAGGACACAUUGGGAGGGAUCUUAGACCAUUCCACUGGUGUGCGUGGCCAAAGAGUUCUAUUUUCAUGUCAUCCAUUAAAUGUAAAUGCCUUGUCGCUUGGAUUGGAACCGAUGCUAUGGUCAAAUUACACGAAAAUAGAGCCCUUUGGCCAUGCUCACCAGGGGUGGGUUUGGGGGUCCUGGGGCCCUUGUUAAGGUCAACGACGUCAUGAACUUUACCCAGUACCAGGACAUUUUAGCCAAAAACCUGGUUGCCUCUGCCAGGAGGCUGAAACUUGGCCGCUAGUAGAUCUUCCAGCAAGACAAUAACCCCAAGCACACAUCAAAAUCCACAAAGAAAUUAAUUGGCCACAAAAUCAACAUUUUGCAAUGGCGAUCUCAGUCUCCGGACUUGAACCCCAUUGAAAAUCUGUGGUUUGAAUUGAAGAGGGCAGUCAAUAAGAGCAGAUGAAGGAUAUCAAGGAACUGAAAAGAUUCUGUAUGGAGGAAUGGUCUAAGAUCCCUCCUAAUACAGUGCCUUCAGAAAGUAUUCAUGACUUAUUCUACAUUUUGUUGUGUUACAGCCUGAAUUCAAAAUGGAUUAAAUAUCUGUUUUUUCUCACCCAUCUACACACAAUACCCCAUAAUUACAAACUGAAAAAAUGUUUUUAGAAUAUUUUGCACAUUUAUUAGAAAUUAAAUACAUAAAUAUACAUUUACAUAAGUAUUCACACCCCUGAGUCAAUACGUUAGAAUCACCUUUGCCAGCGAUUACAGCUGUGAGUCUUUCUGGGUAAAUUGCUAAGAGCUUUGCACACCUGGAUUGUACAAUAUUUGUACAUCAUUCUUUUCAAAUUUCUUUAAGCUCUGUCAUGUUGGUUGUUGAUCAUUGCUAGACAGACAUUUUCAAGUCUCUACAGAUUUUGAAGCCAAUUUAAGUCAAAGCUGUAACUAGGCCACUCAGGAACAUUAAUAUCAUCUUGGUAAGAAACUCCAGUGUACAUUUGGCCUCGUGUUUUAGGUUAUUGUCCUGCUGAAGGUGAAUUUGUCUCCAAUUGUCUGUUGGAAAGCAGACUGAACCAGGUUUUCCUCUAGGAUUUUGCCUGUGCUUAGCUCUAUUCUGUUUAUUUUUAUCCAAAAAAACUCCCUAGUCCUUGAUGAUGACAAGCAUACCCAUAACAUGAUGCAGCCACCACCAUGCUUGAAAAUAUGAAGAGUGGUACUCAGUGAUGUGUUGUGUUGGAUUUGCCCCAAACAUAACGCUUUGUAUUCAAGACAUAAAGUUCAUUUCUCUGCCACAUUUUUUUGCAGUUUUACUUUAGUGCCUGCUGUCUGAGCAGGAGGAUAUGAACGUCCUGGUUGUGGACAGGAACAGAGGAGCUGCUAACCUAAACUAUUUCACUUCUGAACUACCUGGUUGAUCCUGCCAGUAGCAUAUGCUUGUCUCAAAGAUUAAGCCAUGCAAGUCUAAGUACACACGGCCGGCACAGUGAAACUGCGAAUGGCUCAUUAAACACAGGAUGCAUAUUUAGGAAUAUUUUUCUGUUCAGGCUUCCUUCUUUUCACUGUCAUUUAGGUUAGUAUCUGUAACUGUUUUAAAGUCACCAUUGGCAACAUGGUGAAAUCCCUGAGCAGUUUCCUUCCUCUCCAGCAGGUUAGGAAGGAUGCAUGUAUCUUUGUAUGCAACUUAUUAUGUGACUUGUUAAGCACAUUUUUACUACUGAACUUAUUUAGGCUUGCCAUAACAAAGGGGUUGAAUACUUAUUGACUCAAGACAUUUCAGCUUUUCAUUUUUUAUUAAUUUGUAAAAAUGUCUAAAAACAUAAUUCCACUUUGACAUUAGGGGUUAUUGUGUGUACUGUAGGUCAGUGACACAAAAUCUCAAUUUAAUUCAUUUGAAAUUCAGGCUGUAACACAACAAAUUGUAGCAAAAGUCAAGGGGUGUGAAUACUUUCUGAAGGCACUGUAUGUUCUCCAAUCUCAUAUUUAGUUUUUAGUAAAAGACUCAGUGCCAUUAUCCUCGCAAGGUGAGGUAUUGAAAACAGAGUGCCAAUAGUGUUGAUCCUGAUCUUUUUGAGAAAAUCUAAAUAUUACAUGUUAAACUAAAUCUCUUUAUCUGAGCGAUUGUAUUGGUAUAAAAUAAUAUAAUUGUCCCUUUUUUUUUUGCAUACAUACACUAUAGCUCAGUAUUUGUAUUAUUUAUUUGAUAGUAUUUUUUGCUAAUCUUUAUGGACCGGACUGUAUUUGGUUCCCAUGGUAACGUCAUAACUUGGUUAAAAGGUCGACAGCUAGGGGGUGGAAAGUGAACUUGGACUAAAUGAUGUAUAGAACAGAAGCAUAAAAAUCAAGCAAUCACAUUUUUCUCUUCUAUCAGGAAGACCCCAAAAUUGACCUGCGAGUCACACUGUAAUUAACGUGGAUGCUUCAUCCCAUUCCUCAAAUGAAAUUAAACCACGGAGAGCAAAUCUAGCCAAGCUAAUGAAAAGUGAAUGUACCCUAAGAGCUCUCCUAUGACACACACACACACACACACACACACACACACACACACACAUACACACACACCUAUUUCCACUAACAUAGAAGGAUCUUUGUUCUCAGGGUGAGAUACCCUGCACCUCCGUAAGGCCCCUGAACGUUACCAUCACGACAAACACACACACACCCUGUUGAGGCUGUUUUGGUUUCUUGGCCGCCAAAUUGUGUGACUCCAGGCAUGGCAGGCAGGCGGGUGGAGUGACUGUAGUAAAUGGCUCUGUGUGUAGGCUCAUCCGUCAGCCCCACUGGCCUUAUGUCACAUCCACCUUUUCCUCCGGCCCCCUGACAGUAUUCAUCGCCACUGAUCACCAGCAGCAUCUCCAGGGACCCAUGGGGGGGUGCGGUGCUGUGUGUUAUGAUGAUGGGGGUUGGUACCAGACCCCCAGUGGGCCAGCCCUCUCCCCGUAG
Messenger RNA from Coregonus sp. 'balchen', 11229 nucleotides. NCBI's taxonomy places the organism in Eukaryota, Metazoa, Chordata, Actinopteri, Salmoniformes, Salmonidae. The record is from the annotation of a GenBank genome assembly.